Molecule: messenger RNA, 1706 nt
Organism: Hylaeus volcanicus
Lineage: Eukaryota; Metazoa; Arthropoda; Insecta; Hymenoptera; Colletidae
Product: toll-like receptor 3
Exons: 2
Coding region: 171-1502 (443 amino acids)
Molecular function (GO): protein binding
Source: RefSeq, a predicted model, not a curated record
CUUGAGACACUUUAUCAUAUAUAUUAUAUAUAAGCGAACGCAGAAAGAGAAGCAGUUGUUGGUAUAGUAGCAAGAGAGGUUAAAACUUGGAAGCCAAUUCUGGAAAGUGUCGACAGUCGGGCAGUUAGGCUUUCGACCGACUGGAACAAAGAGAAGAAGGAACUAGAACGAUGAUUUUGCUGUUUACCAUCUUGGCGGCAUCCAUUGUCCCGCUGUUAUCCGCGACAAGCGUUCACAUUAGAUCCACGGAAUCUUGGAUUCACGGAGAUCAUUGCAACAACGACAUUUUAUCGUUACGUUUGGAUACCUCCACGAUUCCAAGAAACUUCAUUGCCUCUCCAAGUGUAAGAUGCGUAGAUAUGUCCAACAAUAAAUUGAACAUCAUCGAAGAAGGAGCUUUCGAUCAACUGCCAAAUUUAGAGUAUUUGAAUCUCCAAAAUCAUAGAAUUCGCCCAAGCAACCUAAUGUCAUUCGGCAAUCUUACAAAUAUCAAGAAGUUGAUUCUCAGUGACGGCGAGUACUACUAUGCAGAGCCAAUUAAUGUGCGUGGCGUCUAUCCACAGUUGCAGUAUUUGGAUUUGAGUAACACUCGCGGUUCUAGUAUAGAAAGUUCUGAGGAAAAUCCAUUCCCAGAAUUGAAGUAUCUUGAUUACUCGCAAAAUUCAAUUAGGAAGUUUGAGGUCAUAAACUUGAAUAUGUAUGAAAAAUUGACCUAUCUUUCCCUUGCUAGGAAUGAUAUUCAACGACUCUUGCUAACAAAAUUCUCCAAUUUGUCCUUUUUAAAUUUAGACAGUAAUUCAAUCGUUGAAAUAGGGUCAAGUUACAAUGGGGUAGACUUAACAGGCUUGACAAAAUUAAAUUAUCUCUCAGUAGCGAAUAACAAAAUUAGAGUCAUAUAUACAGAUGCGUUUAGAGACACCGUGAACCUUCGAUAUUUGAAUAUUUCCAGGACCACGUUAUCAACCCUUGACGCAAAGACAUUGUAUGACUUGAAAUCUUUGGAAGUUUUAAUACUAGAUCAUAACAACUUUAGUGCUGUUCCUAUAAUGCCGACACCCAUGAAUUUAACUACGCUCUCUAUGAACUAUAACAACGUGAUGAACAUAACAAACAGCUCCAAUUUGCCAUACUUGAAGACAUUGUUUUUAAGCAACAACAACAUUACCAACAUUCUCCCACAUAUGUUUGAAUCGUACGAAGUAUUAGAGGAGCUGUAUCUCGACGGUAAUCAAAUAACUUCUUUGCCACAGGGUUGGUGCGAUUCUAUGAAGAUGCUUCGGCUCUUGGACUUAUCUAGAAACAGGUUCACGGUGCUGGAAUCAAUAUUCAACUCGUACGUUCCUUCUUUGCAAUUAAUUUACAUCGAAGACAAUCCUCUCGAGUAUAUUGACGCCAGUACUUUCAAAAUAAUUCCUGAAAAUGUAACAAUUUACUUUAAGCAUUCUGUAAAUAGGUCCAUUCAUUUAACUAAAACAAGCUUUAGUUUCAAAGAUUUUAUUUAAAAGUUUCAUCUUUAUACAAUUGUAAUGAUAGUGACAAAUUUCAUCUCCUGUUACACAGCAACAUCCCAUGAACCAUCUUUGAUACGAUCAUAAUUCCCAUUAGUAUACCUUUCAUUGCUAAUAUGUAUGAUUUUAUAUUUAAACUUAUUUGCUGCUUAUGUAUAAAUUUAUUUACUUCAGAAAUAAAUCAAGUCAAUCAAUAUA